This is a messenger RNA of Botrytis deweyae, 561 nucleotides long. RefSeq lists its product as uncharacterized. Lineage: Eukaryota; Fungi; Ascomycota; Leotiomycetes; Helotiales; Sclerotiniaceae. The record is from RefSeq and is a predicted model, not a curated record. The transcript has a single exon. The coding region runs from base 1 to 561 and encodes 186 amino acids.
AUGUCCCGCUACUGGCCCCACCCCCCCUACGCCGAGGACCAACCUCACUCCGGACUUAUCCUGUGGACCCACAUCCUCACUCGCGCUCCCCCUACCGCCGCUUUUCUCACUCCCUUCAUAUCCGCCAGCACUCUUAUCUACCGCAAACUCCCCUUACCCGCCUCCCUACUUCCCCGCUCCCAACCGUCUCCCUUUCCCUCCCAGCUCCUCAAUCUCCGCUCCAUGGGCACUAACACUCUCGGCGUCACUUCUCUCGUCACCCUCGCAACAAUUGUCCUUAUGUACGGGCGCACAGAUAUUGAAUAUCAAGAUCGCAGUUGGCGGCUCUUAGAAAACAAAGGACAGAUGGAAUCUGACGAUUGGAUGUAUGGUGGUAUGAUAGUUGGUGCUCUUUGGAAGUUCAAAUCUGGGUCUCUGGUAGAUUGGAGGGUGAGAGUUGGGAGUAUCAGCGCAGGAAGCGCAAUAGGGGUCCUGGGGUAUUUAGGUUGGAGAUAUGGAGUCAAGGGGGGAAAAUGGGAUGAAGAUGAAAGAAAUCAGAGGACUGAGAGUACGAACUUAUAA